Messenger RNA from Bolinopsis microptera, 2193 nucleotides. RefSeq names its product sperm-tail PG-rich repeat-containing protein 2-like. NCBI's taxonomy places the organism in Eukaryota, Metazoa, Ctenophora, Tentaculata, Lobata, Bolinopsidae. The record is from RefSeq and is a predicted model, not a curated record. The transcript is spliced from 15 exons. The coding region runs from base 25 to 1800 and encodes 591 amino acids.
AUAACAAAUAAUUUGAGCUCCUAGAUGUAUGACCGAGCUCCAAGAGCCCUCUCAGAAACACAGAAAGAUAUCCCCCAACAUGUAGGACCGGGAGCAUACGAACCUCAUCACAGAUUCACUGACAGAAAACCCAUCAGCGAGGGCUAUGCACCGUUCCAGUCGAUGGCUCCAAGGACCACAUUCCUGGAUGUACCGGACACAGUUAUCUUAGCGCCAGGACCUGGUCACUAUUACCCGGAAGUGAUAUCACGUGACCGAGCUAAGGGUGGCAGCACUAUCGCUAAUAUGGAGCCGAGGUUCCGAGAAAGGGUUCCAGAUACCCCUGGACCAGGAACCUACUCAACUGAACUUAAUUGGAUCAAACCGCGGUCCAUGCCUCUACCUGACGAACAGGUAUUCGAAGGAACUGGACAUAUAACAUGGAAACGAAAGUUGGAUCCACCCUCCAUUCCAUCACCGGGUAAAAGUUUUGGUUACGAAGAAGGAACAGACGGAGGCCUCAUUCCACAAGCAGGGCCUGAGAAAGACGGGUCAUUGGGGCCUGCUUAUUAUAAGUCAGACAAGGUUUCCACUACUAUUGCGGAAAAAAGAUAUAAGGGCGUUCAUUGGUCCAAGAGGACGGAGAAUAGAUUCAAAUUCUACUUGUGGAGCAAUGGCUAUGAAGUUCCAUGGAAAUUUGAUGAAGGUAAAGACAAUCCAGGCCCAGGACAAUACAACCCACACAAAGAGCCCGUUAUCCAGGAGAAGUUUACUAUUUCCGAAUCUGGAAAACCUAAGAAAUUUGAAUCCAGGAUUCCAAGAUAUCACGAGUUGAUUCCACUGAAAGCAGACAAGAAAAACGUGCCGGGGCCCGGUUCCUACAAUAUCAAAUCAACACUGGAACGACAUGUAGCACUGCAAGCAGAGGGAUCCGAUGCUAAACCAUUCGGUUCGACGACUAAGAGAUUUAUAUCUCCGAAGACCACUGCGCCUGCUCCAGGACAAUACAACGAAACUAGACAUGCUUUUGAAUCCUUGAGAAAGAUAAGUGGUUUAAAAAAGAGUCCAUUUGGUCAGACUUCUACGAGAUUUGGGAAAUCUGGCGGCAGCCGCAGUAAUUUCGCUCCUGGGCCCGGCACAUAUAACGUGGACAUAAUGACAAGCUUGAACACAAACAUUCAGAAGAAAGCACACAUGUCUAGUUCUACUAAAGGAGUGUUUGGGUCGUCCUCCGUCAGAACUCUGCCCUAUACGAAGCACGAGGACAAGCAUCUCCCCGGACCGUCCCACUACAUUCAGGACAGCAAUGUCAUAGCUGAAAAGCUACGCAAAACGAACCAUGCCACGUCAGUGUUUGCCAGUACGAGUGACAGAAUUAGAAUAGCUGGAACAAUUGACAAGGAUAUUCCUCCUCCGGGCAGCUACAAUGUGGAGUCCUCAUAUCAUGACUCUCAAGUCAAAAAGACGACUGCUGCACCUAGGACAUUGGCAGGCCAGAUUAAAGCAGGGUCUUUCUUGUCUUCAUCUGCAAGAUUUGCUCCCCCACGUGAUGUUUUGAUCAAAGAAUCUGAUCCUCUGGUGCCAGGACCAGGAGCGUACAACCCCUCUAAAACUGAGUCCUACUUGAAGGGAACCCUUGCCAGCCAGACCCCCAGAUUUGUUGAGAAACCUAACAACGUCCCAGGACCGGGACAUUAUCGAGAAAGUGUUACAUCACACUCCUUGGUGAAGCCGUCCUUCAAUGUUACGCUGAACAAUCCCACUCUUAUCAAAGAAGUAAAAUCGAGGGCACCUUCGAAACAGUUGGUUAUGUCACUGUAACAGAAAUAGGAUAAAAGGGUAUUUUCAUUAGAAAACUGAGCUAAAAAGGAAAGGACUUGUUAUAUCAGCAUUCCCUGACGGCUUAAGAUGAAUUUAGAUAAUUUUCAUACGGAUUUUAUUGUACAGAUUAUUAAGUAUGUCUAAAUGAGAUGGAAUAUAAUUAACAGAUAUGUGAUAUAAAUAACAUAAUUAUGAUACUCUUAAUCAUGUUUAUAUCAUUCUUGAAUGUUCCGAUUUUUAUACCUGUUCAGAAAUAUUUAGCUGUGUAAAUUAAAUUAUUCUUUUCUAGAUAAGACACCUUCUAUUAUCUUAUACCACGAUUGUUGGAUGGGCUUUAACUGUGGGUAUAGGUAUGUAUCCGUUGAAUAAUGUAUUACCAAAGAAAUUCGUGGU